Molecule: messenger RNA, 1918 nt
Organism: Emericellopsis atlantica
Lineage: Eukaryota; Fungi; Ascomycota; Sordariomycetes; Hypocreales; Bionectriaceae
Exons: 1
Coding region: 260-1801 (513 amino acids)
Biological process (GO): regulation of transcription by RNA polymerase II
Molecular function (GO): DNA-binding transcription factor activity, RNA polymerase II-specific; zinc ion binding
Source: RefSeq, a predicted model, not a curated record
UUACCAUCCAUCCAGGGACGUCCGCCUUUUGAAGUCGUGUCGUCACCUCUGCUUUCAUCUCCUCGAUACCCAGUGUAGAAGACAGCCGUGUCAUCUGCCAUCUCCCACGUAUAUAUGUGAGUUGCGUCGUCCCUGAGGCUAGACUGUAACUUAGUAGUUUGCCAUGUGGGAACAUGCCUCCUCUGACAGUCGUUCCGAAUAGCUCAGCUUCCUUGGCUCUCACAUAGCGCCCCCGCGAACAGACACAGAGCAAUCCGCAAUGUCGGGGUCACUAUCCGACUCACUGUCUCCUCCAGACACAACCGUCGCGAGCGACAAGCCGUACCAUUCGAAGCGACCGCACAAGAAAUCCAGGGCCGGGUGUAAGAACUGCAAAGCCCGCAAAGUCAAAUGCGACGAAGCCCGCCCGAUUUGUCGCUCCUGCAAGCUACGCAAGAACGAAUGCGUGUAUCCAGACAUUCCAGAGCCUGCAAGCGCAGCAGCUUCGAGCAAGCCCAGAUCUGCGCCAGACAGUGUCGACAAUGCCCCUACGAGCAGCGCAUCGCCCAGCAGUGCCUUUGAGGAAUGGUGCAACGGCGGUGGCCAUAGUCAUACGCCGGCCCAAAGCAAUGCCCUCGUCCGCGCGUCUACCGCGUCGUCUACCACUCCACACGUCACCGACGCAUGCCCGCCCGAAUUGAAGAACGACCUACAACUGUUGCGCGAACCUUUGUUUCGGCCGGCCGUCGCACGCGAUGAUUUCGACAUGCGACUGCUGUGGUUCUACACCACAGCCACCUGCUCUUCCUUCAGCAUCGAGUACGCCGCAGACCGUCCCGUGGAGACAAUCAUGCGAACGCGCAUCGUACAUCACGCCUUCCAGACACCCUUCCUCAUGCAGUCGCUGUUUGCGCUCGCGGCACUGCAUCUGCAAAACCUGAAUCAGGAGAUCGACCCCAAGCGAGCUCUCGCGUAUCGUGCUACGUCCUUUGAGGGAUACCGCAAGGCGGUCGCGGAAGCGGAUCCCGAAACGUUCCCCGCCAUGAUCACCAACUCUCUUAUUCUCACUGCACUGUCAUCACAAGCUUUCCGCGACGCCGAUGGGAAGGACUUGUACAUUGUGGACUGGAUGAUUGUCUGGAGAGGUAUCGGUCUGAUCAUCCAGACCAUGGGCUUUGAGCGGUUCUUGGCAUCGGGCCUUCAGACACUCUUCUAUCGCCCACCCAUGGACCUUGACGACGCAGCAAAGCACAUCCCCAAUACUCUCUUGUAUAUGGUCUCUUCAAUCCCCGAGAGCGACCCGGAUUUCCAAGAGACCCAGACCUAUUACGAUACCCUCAAAUAUUUGGGCGCGCUCUACCAAAACCUGCAUGAUGGAGGCCUCGGGCCCAUCAUGGUACUGAGAAUCAUCACCUGGUUCACGUUCAUCCCAAACGGCUUUGUUGAGCUAGGCCGUCAACGGCGACCUCGGGCCUUGGUCAUCAUCGCAUUCUAUGCCGCUUUCCUGAAGCUCGCCAAUUCAGUCUGGUGGAUCAAGGGUAUCGGCCAACGGACGCUCCGCGACGUCUGCCGUCACCUUGGGCCGGAGUGGUCCUACGUUCUGAAUAUGCCUAUGCAUGCCAUAAACACGGAGGAUCGGGAAGACCUAGUCCGUCUCAUACUGGCAGAUCCCGAAUGGCUAUCCGCGGACAAGCCUGCAACAGAAGAUCCUCUGGCAGCCGCAGUAGACGAGCACCCUACCUGGACCGUCUUUUUAGGGAAGGAAGUCGAUCUUAGCUGUAAUUUUGAGCUGCACGCACCGGACGGUGAAUUAAUGCCUUGAUACCUUUGAAUAUAUGAUCUAUUAUAUAUCAGGAGAUGAAAGAAACCACGAUUAAAAGCGUGAAUUGAGUCUUACUUAGAUUCUGUGGUUUUGUAUACCAUCUUCAAUUGUACAAUU